Molecule: messenger RNA, 3884 nt
Organism: Girardinichthys multiradiatus
Lineage: Eukaryota; Metazoa; Chordata; Actinopteri; Cyprinodontiformes; Goodeidae
Gene: mapk14b
Product: mitogen-activated protein kinase 14b
Exons: 12
Coding region: 331-1413 (360 amino acids)
Biological process (GO): protein phosphorylation; intracellular signal transduction
Cellular component (GO): nucleus; cytoplasm
Molecular function (GO): ATP binding; MAP kinase activity
Source: RefSeq, a predicted model, not a curated record
CCUCGCGCCCAGCUCAGAAUAAGGGCGAAAAAUCCAGCGAAAGCCAGCCAGAGAGCUUCCUGACCGGAAACAUUUUGCACACCAAAUUGUUUCCGAGCCCAGAGACAGCGGAAGGGGAUUUUCCUUUUUGCGCAACUGCUCGUUUAUUUUGUUAUUUUUUUUGUUUUUGCACAGACUGGCUGAGUGAAGUUGUGCUUCAUUUUUAGAGUUUGCACAGGGAGAGCGGCAGCACAGCACGUCGCCUCACGCAGGGAGGAGCGGAGAAGAGGGCAGAAGUUUACGCUGGGCUUGUUUUGUCACCGCGGGGCUGCUGUUGGUCAAUCCGCAGGAAUGUCGCACAAGGAGAGACCCAUUUUCUAUCGACAGGAGCUCAACAAAACCGUGUGGGAAGUACCGCAGCGCUAUAAGAACCUGUCUCCGGUCGGCUCUGGCGCUUACGGAUCGGUGUGUUCAGCGUUUGACGAGAAGACGGGCCUGAAGGCAGCGGUGAAGAAGCUGUCCAGACCUUUUCAGUCCAUCAUCCACGCAAAGAGAACAUACAGAGAGCUGCGGUUGCUCAAACACAUGAAGCAUGAGAACGUGAUCGGCCUCUUAGAUGUUUUCACGCCAGCAAAAAGCUUAGAGGAGUUCAAUGACGUCUAUCUGGUGACGCACCUCAUGGGAGCAGAUCUAAACAACAUCGUCAAGUGUCAGAAGCUGACAGACGACCACGUCCAGUUUCUCAUUUACCAGAUCCUCAGAGGCUUAAAGUACAUCCACUCAGCAGAUAUAAUCCAUAGAGACUUAAAGCCCAGUAACCUGGCUGUUAAUGAAGACUGUGAACUUAAGAUCCUUGACUUUGGUUUGGCGCGGCACACGGAUGAUGAGAUGACGGGAUAUGUAGCCACGCGAUGGUACCGGGCCCCUGAGAUCAUGCUCAACUGGAUGCACUACAACAUGACGGUGGAUAUCUGGUCGGUCGGAUGCAUCAUGGCGGAGCUGCUGACAGGACGAACACUCUUUCCAGGCACGGACCAUAUAAACCAACUGCAGCAGAUAAUGCGCCUGACGGGGACUCCCCCAGCCUCUCUCAUAAGCAGGAUGCCCAGCCAUGAGGCAAGGAACUACAUUAAUUCGCUUCCUCACAUGCCCAAGAGGAACUUUGCUGAUGUGUUCAUUGGCGCCAACCCUCUUGCUGUGGACUUGCUGGAGAAAAUGCUGGUGCUGGACACAGACAAGCGCAUCACAGCGUCGGAGGCUCUGGCCCACCCAUACUUCGCUCAGUACCACGAUCCGGACGACGAGCCAGAAGCAGAGCCCUACGACCAGAGCUUCGAAAGCCGUGAUCUGGAAAUCGAGGAGUGGAAGAGCCUAACCUAUGACGAGGUACUCAGCUUUGAGCCGCCACCUUUAGAUGAUGAGAUGGAAUCCUGAGUGGGGAGGAGCCUUUUCUUCCUUUUUAUUUAGUUUUGUAUUUCAAAGGAACACUCUUUUAAAACUAUCAAUGUCAUGUGACUAUCUAUUGUUUUCUGCUCACAUGCACAACCAUGACAUUCAAGUGCCUGCCGUCAUUCAUAUCUUGGGGACUUUGUGAUAACAGAAACAAAAAAUCUCGACGUCCUGUUCAUGUCUCCUGUAUUGCUUCCCAACAUGCUGAGGUUGACUUAAACUGUUCCUUUUUUUGUCUUGCUUCAAACAUUUAAUUUUUAGUUUUCGAGAUAUGUUCAUCGAACUGGAGGAAAAAAAGCAUACAUGCCAAUUUCUGAAAACAAGUGCUGGAAAUUAAUCAGACGAUUCACAUUUAUACAUUUUAAUACUUAGGAGUUAGCACAACUGGGGACAAAUUUUUUAAAUUAGUUUUUCUCCUCCAAAUAUUAGGUAAAUAUUUGUGUGUAGAUAUUACAGCAAACAGUAUUUGUACAUAAGUAUUUUAGGCAUAAUUACCAUAUCAGAAUACUCCUAGACACUUAACCAAUCCCUUCAACAGUAUGAACUUGAUUAUCAGAGUUCAUCUUAAAAUGGCCUAAGUUGAUAAUGUAUGUAAUUUAUACCAUGUAUGUACAGAAUAUGAGGGGAAAUAUAUAAGAUUAUUUCACUUUGACAAGGUAAAAAAGCUGUUCUAGGUUUUAUAUUAGUUCUUGGUUUUGUAGACUUGGUUCUUUUUUAAAACUUAUGAGAGCAUUGCAUAUUUAUCAAAUGCAUAUCUUUGUUUUCUCCUCAUCAAUUCAUAAUACUUCUUCAGCUCCAAAAUGAAUGUUUUAGCGGUCAGAACGCUCCACAGCAGCAUGAUGAAGACAGGGUUGGCUUCGUAAUUUAUUCACAUCUGAUGUUCCCCAUGAGAACAUCGGCUGACGCUGUAAUUUAAUCAUAUUGCAUUUUAUAAACAAUAUUGCAUUUAUUUUGUGUUGAAUGUUUCUGGGCACCAGUUUGCUCUUUAUUUAUGAUCCUCCUGUUAUGUUGUUUGUAUAUCAAUGUAAAAGAGAAUGUUAUUUGUCAGAUUUUAGGGUUGUUUUGUUAUUUAUAGAGAGCCUCUUGUGACAGUAUCCAAAAGCAUCAUCAAAUGUCUGAUUUCCCCUCCCCCUCAUUGGCCACAGGGACUGCAGUUACAGCAUGUGUAUCUGAGCAGACAGAGAGAGCUAAGUAGUCUAAAGUGUAUGGAUGUUAUAAUUGGUUGUGUUCUCAGUAUGAUUGUCCUCUUUACAAAAACCGUUUUCAAAAAUCUGGAGCCUUGAAAAUGUGUCUAUACCCCUUUAACUUUCUCGCAUCUUGUUACAUUACGACAAUACAAUUUUCUGUAUUGUAAUAAGAAUUUUGUUUGAUGGAUCAACACAGUAUUGCAUAAUUGUGAAGCAGAAAGAGGUGGUUUUGAAUGUAUUUUCUUUAUUCUUUCUUACAUAUUAAUAUCCUUUGAUCAGUCAGUUCAUUGGAACUCUUGCUAAGUGUUCAGGGUCCUGUUGAAAGGGGAACCUUCACCUGGGUUUUGACACUUUCGCAGCUCCUAACAUCCUUUCAUCCACAUUAGUCAUAUAUAUAUAGUUACAUCCGUCUUCCCAUUAAUUUUGACCAGCUGUCACCACCAUGUUUUGCCAUGGGGUGAUGCGUUCAGAGUAAUGUUCAGUGUUUGCUUUUGACUAUGCAUAACAUUUUCCAUGUAGUCCUACUUUGGUCCGGUCUGACCGGAGAACCUUCUUCCAUCUGUUUGCUACAUGAUCUCUUGCUCUGUGCACAAUUAUGCACUGCUUUGUGUUGGUCUGUCACAUCUUGAUAAAACACAUUGAAGGUUGUGGUUAUAAUGGGGUAAGAUAAAAACAAAGUCCCAGGUAUACGAGUACUUUUCAGAGUCACUGCUUACAGCAUCCUGUAGUCCACUACAGUGAAGAAUUCAGUUUUUGAAGCUGGAAAACAUUUUCCAGUUGUACAAGUUGUACCACAGUUGCUCUGGCUUUGUCAUCCAACCAUAGUUGCAUAUCUCUUUCACUUUCCUCUGUUUGGUUCAUGUAGUGUUUAUUUUUUCUGAUGCGUUAUUUUACUCUGCAUGUUGAAUCAACUUUCAAUGUCAGUGAUUUAUAUAGGGUUGAGUGUUUUUUUUUCUCUUUGUUACAAGGAUUACAAGCACCGGAAAUGUUCAUACAUUGGAAUAUUCAAGCAGGGCACAUGAGUAGAUGUUUACCUACUAGAUCCUGAAGUCCCACUGUCAUUUUUACACAUUUGCAUCGAUCAGAUUAAGACCUUUAUUUUCUCCAGGUCCCAAUGUCAUAUGUUAACUUGGUUUGCUUGCUUUGCCUGAGAUGUGUUCAUGUAUUUUUUACUGAGUUCUUCACCCAAUGUACCGAGAAAGCAAGGCCAUGCUAUCUGUAAAUACAAAACCAUCAGAAAAUAAAGGCUACUAUUUUUCAAAGCUGUAA